CGAGAUCGCCUUAUCGCUUUGAGGGGUUAAACGUAGAUACAGUAGGGGAGGUUACCUAGUCUGUGGUUGAUUAGAAGUGACAUAUGAUCAAGCAAGUGUGGCCUGCCAAUCAACCUCCCAGUAAAGCUUUCAGUGACAACAGCAGCAAGAAAGCGACCGAUACAAUGUGUUUUAUCUACAUAAAUGUUGAGACCCUUUAUGUAACAGAAAGGCCAAGUCAUGCUUACUAUGCUCAGAGGAGUCUUGAGCAACAGUUGACAGAACGCGGCAGCCUUUACAGCACGCAGCAAUGGAGGGCCUCAAAGCAAGCGACUCGUCUGAAGUCGUUGUCCAAGAGAGUAAGGUCAUGGAAAUCCAAGAGUGUGACGUCCGAGGAGCAGUGGUCGCGGACAAGGGCGAGGACGCUGUCUUGACCUCGUGGGCGGCGGAGGACCUGGGCAAUAAGGGAGACAACUAUAUGAGUGUCGUGAAGCGCGUGAAGGCCCGGGUGACGAUCGAAGGGCGCGAGGAACAGGUGACGUAUGUUGCCAAAGUCAAGAUGCUCCUUUCCGCCACCUUUAUGGAGUUUUCCAACUUGUCCUUCUUCAAAGAACACAUAUUCUACACGAAGCUCUUGCCGGAACUGAACGGCGUGUUGGCGGAAGCAGGACUGAAUCCCCUGAGACUUCCCAAAUUCUACCACCACAGGAAGUCCGGAGAGCGAGAGAUCGUCAUCCUGGAGGACCUCACUGCGCGAGACUUCCUCAUGGCCGACCGCAAGAAGGGACUCGAUAUCCCACACAUGCGUCUUGUCCUUGAGGAGUUGGGGAAAUUCCACGCCUCGUCGUAUCUCUUGCAGCAGAAGACGCCUCACGAGGACCUCAGCGAGAGGCACAAGUUCCUGGACAUCGACUGGUUCAACUACUGCGAAACGGCACGGCAGGGUAUGAUGGCGUCCAUUACCAAGGAACUAGACAUGGCGGCGGCGGUGGCUGAGAGCUGCAAAGGCUACGAGAAAGUGGCUCGGUGGCUGAAGGAGAUCCAACCCCGAGUCUUCGACAUCUUCGAGAAAGAUACGAAGAGUCGAGCGCCUUUCCAACUGGUCUGGCACGGAGACUGCUGGGUGAACAACUUCUUAUUCAGGUACAACGCCAAGGGCGAGCCAGUCGACGUCAUGAUGCUGGACCUCCAGAGUUGCCAGAAGGGCUCCCUCACCGCCGACCUCUUAUUGCUGAUAUACACGAGCAUCCCCACGCAGUCUAGGAGACACAACCUCACUCUAUUUCUGCAAGAGUACCUCUCCUCCUUCAGCGCCACCGCGACUGCAGGAGGCCUACCGUCGCCGUUCACCCUGGAGGAGCUACGGGAGGAAUACAAUGCUAAAAUCUUGUUCGGGAUCCUCAUGGGAGCGUCAUUCAUCCCUGUCUUGGUCGGGGACGCUGAGGACGCUCCCGACUACCUCCAAAUGGACAAGGACCUGGAAACGUUUUACGACGAGCGCAGAAAACAGGUUGUGGACAUGUUGGACCGAAAUCCUCUAUUAAGAGAGAGAAUGUGUGGCCUGUUCGAUGAAUGUAUCGAGAAGGGCAUCUUGUCUCCGUUCUAGAGUGUUACAUCAGUGACUACUUUUUUCAUCCGGAGAUAAUAAUGUUGAAUAGAAAGAGUAUCUGAAAUAUAUCUGUUUUAAAGUAUCUUUUUAUAUAGAUAUAUUUUCCUGUUCUUGUUUUAAUGUAGGUGUUUUUAUGAAUAGCAGAGAUUUUGAUUCCAUAGUAGACCCCAGAAUGGAAAACCUCUUUUAAUUAUGCUAAACAUAUAAAUAAACAGCAAUA
Molecule: messenger RNA, 1808 nt
Organism: Penaeus chinensis
Lineage: Eukaryota; Metazoa; Arthropoda; Malacostraca; Decapoda; Penaeidae
Exons: 3
Coding region: 290-1585 (431 amino acids)
Source: RefSeq, a predicted model, not a curated record